Solanum dulcamara is the source of this 1467-nucleotide messenger RNA. Its product is annotated as 5'-adenylylsulfate reductase-like 4. Bases 270 to 1241 code for a protein of 323 amino acids. NCBI's taxonomy places the organism in Eukaryota, Viridiplantae, Streptophyta, Magnoliopsida, Solanales, Solanaceae. The record is from RefSeq and is a predicted model, not a curated record. The transcript has 4 exons.
GAUUUUGAUGUUCCAACAAAUCCAAAAAAAACACUGUUUUUAACGUUUAAUUAAAAAAAAAAAGAAGAGAAAUUCUAUCUCUACUAGUACUAUAUUCUCCUCUCAAGCAAAAAUCUGGAGCCUGAACGCUAACAUGCGCUGGGCUCUCUUUUCAACCGUCACCGCCGCCACCACCGCCGAUUUGUCGAUCUAGGGUUUCUAUUGGUGGGUUUCGAAAAUAUUCUAAUCCAAUUUUAUAAGAACAAAGAAAUCUUUUUAGUUCUUGAAAAAUGGGUCUUUUAAGUGCUUUCGCAGCUGGGUUUGUGGUUUCAUUGAUGAUCUUUGAAGGGAUGGCGUCGCCGGAGACUGUUAAUGUGUCGUUUCGUUCAGUUUGCCCCUUGAAAUCCGUUAAAGAUUCGAUUUUUAUGGGGUUUCAAGAUUUGACUUACCCAUUAGAUGGGAUCCAAUCUUCUUAUGUGGCUGAAGUUAUUCAGGGAGAUGAGCUGUCAUUGCAGAGGGCGCUAAAUAUGAUUCACCGGAAUACACAUGAUUAUGUUGCUUUGCUUUUCUAUGCAUCCUGGUGUCCUUUCUCUAGAAGUUUUAGGCCCAAAUUUUCUAUCAUGUCUUCUUUGUUUCCUUCAAUUCCCCAUUUCGCAAUUGAAGAGUCAGCUGUUAAGCCAAGCACUCUCUCAAAGUAUGGAGUUCACGGGUUUCCUACUCUCUUCCUUCUAAACUCAACAAUGCGCAUGCGGUAUCAUGGCUCUCGCUCCCUUGAUUCAGUGAUUGAAUUCUACGGUGGCACUACUGGUUUUCUAAGUGCUUCAGUGGAUACCACUUCUCUUGGCAAAAUGGGAUGCUCCUCAAAUCUUUUGAAACUGCAUGGAAGUGACCAGGAAAAUUGUCCAUUCUCCUGGGCCAGAUCUCCUGAAAACCUUCUUCAGCAGGAAACAUAUUUGGCCUUGGCCACUGCAUUUGUGAUAAUGAAAGUGCUUUAUAUGAUAUUUCCAGCUUUACGUAAGAUUGCUCAAAUUGGCUUGGGAGGUUGCAUUUUGCAUAUAAGAAUAAGAAGCUUGUGGGAGCUUCCUCUACUAUAUCUGAACCAAGCUGUACAAUUAUGUAAUUCACUGAAGGAGCCAUGCAAGAGAAGCAACUUGCAGGAAGGAGCUAUGAACGCCAAGGCAUGGGCUUCUAAGUCUUUAGCGUCUGUUUCAUUUGGAGAGUCUAGCGCUAGCCGUGUGGAACCAGUAAGUUCAACUCACUAAUUGCUUAGAUGGGCAAUAUCGAAAAUCAUAGUGCUCUUUUAUAAUUUUCUUAGCCACCAUAAUUGGUGUUGGUAUUAUCUGAUUGGCGCAGCGCUAUGCAAUAUCAAGCUUUUGAAACUAUCUGCUUCAAUUCGAUGUGAUGUAGAUUAGAAUUUUUUUUCUCACCGUCAGAGAAAUAAUGUACCCAACAUUGUAUAUAGCUUUAACUAAUAGGCAGAGCUUUUCA